This is a messenger RNA of Triticum dicoccoides, 2139 nucleotides long. RefSeq names its product 4-coumarate--CoA ligase-like 3. The transcript has 6 exons. Gene Ontology annotation, molecular function: CoA-ligase activity. Bases 119 to 1876 code for a protein of 585 amino acids. The record is from RefSeq and is a predicted model, not a curated record. Lineage: Eukaryota; Viridiplantae; Streptophyta; Magnoliopsida; Poales; Poaceae. Gene Ontology annotation, cellular component: peroxisome. Gene Ontology annotation, biological process: ubiquinone biosynthetic process.
UCGGGAGUCGGGACGGACAGGGCAACCGACGGCGGGCAUCCACCGGCGGAUCAACGGAGGGUCAUGCGAAUCCGCUGCUUCAGCGGCUAUAUCAACCGCCUCCCGAAAGCAAAGACGAAUGGAUCUUAACUUCAGUAGUAGCACAGCGAGAUCAGCAGCAGCAGCAGCAAUGCAGCACGCCGCGCAGGACCCCAGCGCCGCCGCCUUCUACUCCGCCGCCGCCGGCCUCUACGCCAGCGCCCACCCGCCGGUGCCGCUCCCCGCCGACCCGGGCCUCUCCCUCGUCCCGCACAUCUUCUCCCGCCUCCCGCUCGGCCCGCCGCCGCCGCAUUCCCCGCCGUGCCUCCUCGACGCCGCCACCGCCGCCUCCCUCUCCCGCGCCGACUUCCGCCGCCUCGUAUCCUCCCUCGCGCGCGGCCUCCGCGGAGCCCACGACAUCCGCGCCGGCGCCUUCGUGCUCCUCGUCCUCCCCAACUCCCUCGCCUUCCCCGUCGCCUUCCUCGCCGUCCUCGCCGCCGGCGGCGUCGCCACCACCAUGAACCCCUCCAGCUCCCGCGCCGAGAUCGCCGACCGCCUGCGGGACACCGCCCCGUCCCUCGUGCUCGCGUCGCCCGACAACGCCGCCAAGCUCCCGCCCUCCGCCGCCCCGGUCGUCCUCGUGCCGGAGACGUUCCAUCCCACGCCCUCGGCGGGCCACGAGUUCGCGCCCUUCCGCGCGCUGCUCGAUUCCGACGCCGACGACCUCCCAUCGGCGGAGGUUGGCCAGGACGACGCCGCCGCCGUCCUCUACUCCUCGGGGACCAGCGGACGGAGCAAGGGCGUCGUGCUCACGCACCGCAACCUCAUAGCCAUGGUCGAGCUCUUCGUGCGCUUCGAGGCGUCGCAGUACGCGCGACCUGCUUGUGACAAUGUCUACCUGGCCGCGCUGCCCAUGUUCCACGUCUACGGCCUCUCCCUCUUCGCCGCGGGCCUCCUCUCGCUCGGCUCCACCGUGGUGGUCAUGAGGAGGUUCGACGUCGGCGAGGCCGUCAGGGCCGUCCACAGGUAUAAGGUCACGCACUUGCCGCUCGUGCCGCCCAUCAUGGCGGCGCUGCUGAGGGCCAAGGCCACGGGCGCCUCGUCAUUGGACUCCUUGGUGCAGGUCUCCAGCGGUGCAGCUCCACUCAGCGGCAAACUUGUUCAGGACUUUAUCAAGGCUUUCCCACACGUCGAUUUCAUUCAGGGCUAUGGCAUGACAGAAUCUACUGCUGUGGGAACUCGUGGUUUCAAUACCUCGAAGCACAAGAAGUAUGCAUCUGUAGGUCUUUUAGCCCCAAACAUGCAUGCCAAAAUUGUUGAUCUGGAAACUGGCUUAUGUUUACCUCCUGGCUCUUGUGGGGAGUUAUGGCUCCAUGGGCCAGCUAUAAUGAAAGGUUACUUGAAUGAUGAGGACACAUGCACGAGAAACGAUGGCUGGUUGCAGACUGGUGACCUUGCUUACUUUGAUUCAGAUGGUUACUUAUACAUAGUGGGCCGUUUGAAAGACACUAUCAAGUACAAAGGAUUUCAGAUAGCUCCAGCUGACCUUGAAGCAAUUUUGGUCCAGCACCCUGAAAUUGUUGAUGUUGCUGUGACAUCUGCUGAAGAUGAAGAAGCUGGAGAGAUACCAGUAGCUUUCGUGGUGAGGAGAUCUGGAAGCCAUCUGACCUGUGUGCAAGUGAUGGAGUAUGUGGCCAAGCAGGUGUCCCCGUACAAGAAAGUUCGCAAGGUGAUAUUCGUGGAGGCAAUACCCAAGUCAGCUGCUGGCAAGGUUCUGAGAAGGCUUCUCAAAGACUCUCUGCGCAUUGAUGCUGCUGCUUCCCGUUCAGAUCACACCAAACCCAGUGCAAGGCUGUAAACGGAGUCGAGCAGCUUCCAUCGAAAUGGAUGAAAUACAUGUGUUAGCUGCUGGAUGUUUUUGGUGUGCGAUUGGGAUUGGUUCACCAGGGAUUGGGAUUGCUCGUGAUUGCAUACUAGCAGUACCAUACCAUGCUCCCAUAGGAUGUGUCUGAGUCCGUCACUGGAAUACAUGUCUGUGUGCUAUUAUAGUCUAUAGAUAGAUUCGUCAGGAAAGACUGUUGAUUGGAACACCAUUUCGUAUUAUUACCUUGUUGAAGGUGU